Molecule: messenger RNA, 849 nt
Organism: Paramuricea clavata
Lineage: Eukaryota; Metazoa; Cnidaria; Anthozoa; Malacalcyonacea; Plexauridae
Source: the annotation of a GenBank genome assembly
AUGGGUAUGGUUGAAAGCGCGAUUGACGAGCUCAAUGAAUUGUGUAAACAACCGGAGCGAAUUAUCAGAUACGUCGAGCAAAAACACGACUCCCCCAGCGUGACUUGGGAACAACCAAGAAUCAGACGUCGAAGACGAAUGGAUGAUGAAAAUGCCGAAGACGAACCUGCUGAAACACCAGAAGAUCACUGGAAACGUAACACAUUUUACGUUUCUGUGGACACGAUCUUAAAUUCAUUGAAGAAUCGAUUUGAGAAAAACCAACCCUUGCUCCAAGCUUUUUCGUUGUUUGCUCCAAGCCGUUUCCCACAACUUGUGAAGAAUUUCAAAACCGCACAUGAUCUCCAAGCGUGCCUUAACACUUUUUGUGAAACGUACAAUAAUAACAAUAUAGAUGCGUUUAGAUGUGCUGACGAAUUGUUCAAUUUUGCUCGUUCUUUUGAGAAAUUCGACUGUUCAACUGUCUGCGAGCAAGAAGAAUGAUGACGGCGAAGACGACGAGGGCGACGAUGACUAUGAUGGCGAUGACGGCGAGGACAACGAUGAUGAUGAUGAGGAGGAGGAGGACGACGACGACGAAAUCUCAAGCACGUCAGAUAAUGAGCAGAGCGACAGCGGCGGCAAGAAAGCUGAAAAACAAACGAAGAAAAAAGUUCCAUCUUUCUCUGAAGCUCUUUCACUCCUGUGUAACCCAGAUUAUAGUUUGGUUGAUGCGUAUCCAACUCUCUGUCGCGUUUAUGCUAUUGCUGUGGCCAUCCCAGUUAGUUCGUCGACUGCAGAGCGUUCGUUUUCUGCACUCAAGAGAGUGAAGACUCGCAUUCGCUCAUCCAUGGUUCAGGAGAGACUUGA